Molecule: messenger RNA, 1377 nt
Organism: Babesia ovata
Lineage: Eukaryota; Apicomplexa; Aconoidasida; Piroplasmida; Babesiidae
Product: ribosome biogenesis GTP-binding protein
Exons: 1
Coding region: 1-1377 (458 amino acids)
Molecular function (GO): GTP binding
Source: RefSeq, a predicted model, not a curated record
AUGGGGCACAAUGACUCGUUAUCGCUGGAUAUGUGCCAAUUUAGGCUGCUGGCGUCGCCGAAGAUCACCUACACGGGUCCGGGUCGUAAGGUGGCGGAUCGCAUCAAGGAGCAGUUCUCCGUCCAAAAUGACUUUCAAGUGCGCCAGGUAAGAAAGGCGCUGAAGCGUUACAAGCGCACUGAGGAGCGUCGGCUGUUGGCAAAGCGCCGUAACAUUGUGCGGUCUGAGCGCAACGUAGACAAGUCGAAGCAUCGCAACACGGAUGACAAAAGGUCAUUCAAGAUAGUGUCGAAAUACGAGAUUUACGAAAACCCGUACACCCAGUUCCUACGUCCGCUGGAAAAGCGCACGGAGAAGAACCCCCUAGGGAAGGCCACAGUCAAACCCGUGCGUAUGGGAAUUCCGCUGGACACUGCAGCCGGGCUAUAUGAGGGUGCCUCACCCGUCGCCCAGCGUCCUUCAGGGACUCCACAAAUCUCCACUCUUCAGUUCAUCGGAAGUUAUAUCCAUACGGCAACGCUGCCAUCUCUCUACUUGCCUGAAAUAUGCCUUGUCGGUCGCAGCAAUGUUGGGAAGUCGUCUUUCAUUAAUACUCUGAUGACCUACAUAAAGACACGCCGCAAGAGCUGCGACAUGGCGUACGUCUCCAAAACGCCUGGAUACACAAAAUGCAUUAACAUUUUCAAGGCUGUGGACGUUAAGGGCCGUGACGUUUUGUCUAUAACGGACCUGCCGGGUUACGGUUACGUGAAGAUCAAAAACCGCGAGACCGUGCGUGCCAUGGACAGCGCCCUCCGCGCCUACUUGCAACGACGUAAUGAGCUGAAGCUAAUCCUGUUCCUCAUCGACGGCAGCAUAGAACCGCAGGAGUCCGACACUGCGAUACAUGAAAUGCUGAAAGCCCUUGGCAUACCGUACCUAAUGGUUUGUACCAAAAUGGACAAAGUGGCUCAAAACCAGGUACCGGGACAGAUUCUGUUGUUCCGCCAGGUGUACGACGUCAAGAGUCCUUUACCAGUGGCGUAUUCCAAGUUCGGUGGUGCUGACCUUGGAGGUAUUUGGCGCGCAAUCUUCGACGCUUGCGACGACAAGUUUGAUAUGGCUAACUUGAAAAUAUCAGACGCAUACCAGAGUCUCAAGGACGCCGAUUUUGACAAAUACGUACAGAGCCAGUCAAUGGUGUCGACGAAGGAUUUGAAGAAGCUUAUCUACAAAAACUUCGAUCUGCUCCCCCAGAGCGUGCAAAGCGCUGAUAUCGAUCGCAUGAGCAAGGACGAAAUGUUAGACGUGUUGAGGGUGGCUGCAGAGCGCUCCGACGCAAUUCGCUCCAAACCUAUUGAUUUGCUCGAGUACAAGAAAAAACAUGGCAAGAGCUGA